AAACCAACUUCACUCCAGAAUUAGCUCAAUCUCUAUCCUCUGCCCCAAAACGGCAAUAAUUUUCCCGAGAAACAAACAAAAACUUCUCUCUCUCUCUUCUUAUAUUUCACCGCCUUUUUCUACCAAUCCCUCGUCAGAACUUUCCAAAAGAAGACACUCGUUUGUUUCAUCUUCAGAUUCUCUCUCUAGAAUUGCAGGAUCAGCAAUGGGGUCCGCGGAGCAGAGGAUCCUAGUCACCGGCGGGGCGGGCUUCAUCGGCAGCCACACGGUGGUUCAGCUCCUCCACGAAGGAUUCGCCGUCUCCAUCAUCGACAACCUCGACAACUCCGUCAUUGAGGCUGUCGAUAGGGUUAGGGACCUGGUGGGCCCCGAGCUCUCCAGGAAGCUUCGUUUCCAUCUGGGUGAUCUCAGGAAUAAGGAGGAUCUGGAGAAGCUAUUUGCCGACACUAGAUUUGAUGCUGUGAUCCAUUUUGCUGGCCUAAAAGCCGUAGGGGAAAGUGUUGAUCACCCUCGUCGUUAUUUCGACAAUAAUUUGAUUGGCACAAUCAAUCUUUAUGAGGUCAUGGCAAAAUACAAUUGUAAAAAGAUGGUUUUCUCAUCGUCUGCAACUGUCUAUGGUCAACCUGACAAGAUACCUUGUGUUGAGGAUUUUCCGUUGGUCGCUAAGAAUCCGUAUGGGCGAACCAAGCUUUUCCUUGAACUAAUUGCUAAUGAUAUUUAUAACGCUGAGCGAGAUUGGAGAAUUAUCUUGUUGCGGUACUUCAACCCUGUUGGUGCUCACGAAAGUGGUAAGAUCGGUGAAGAUCCAAAGGGCAUUCCAAACAAUUUGAUGCCUUACAUACAGCAGGUAGCUGUUGGAAGGUUACCCGAGCUUAACGUAUAUGGUCAUGAUUACCCGACAAAGGAUGGUACCGCAAUCCGAGACUACAUACAUGUUAUGGACCUAGCAGAUGGCCAUAUCGCUGCUCUUCGGAAGCUUUUUACAGCAGAGAAUAUAGGUUGUACUGCUUAUAACUUGGGUACCGGGCAAGGAACAUCGGUGCUUGAAAUGGUUGCUGCAUUUGAAAAAGCAUCUGGCAAGAAAAUCCCGUACAAACUAUGUGAAAGGAGGAAAGGAGAUGCUACAGCCGUUUAUGCAUGUACAAAGAAAGCUGAACAAGAACUUGGUUGGAAGGCGAAAUACGGUGUAGAAGAGAUGUGCAGGGACCAGUGGAACUGGGCUAGCAACAAUCCUUGGGGUUACCAGUCUAAGCCUUGAACUUGAAUGCCAUACAUAUGAAUGUAAGACACGAGUUAUCUAACCCCUCAGCUCUUGUACUGGUCAGAGUUAGAACAGGAACCCGUUGGAAAGUUGUUGGACAACUUGAUAUAUUGCUCUUUAAAGUAAAAAAUAAAAGUUACUACUUUACGACAAAAUGUUUUCUUUAGCAUGUUACUCAUUAUUCUUCUAGUAAUAGUCCUACCAGCAGGUAUUUGUGAAUUGUGAAAAAGGUGUAAACAAUUGAUUGCUAUAAAUUAUUUACGAGUCCUUUUUGACUCUUCAAAGAGCUGUAUGGAAAAUGUUGUCAAUGAAAUGGAAUGCAAUGGAAUCAGGAUUUGGCUCUGUA
Molecule: messenger RNA, 1607 nt
Organism: Morus notabilis
Lineage: Eukaryota; Viridiplantae; Streptophyta; Magnoliopsida; Rosales; Moraceae
Product: bifunctional UDP-glucose 4-epimerase and UDP-xylose 4-epimerase 1
Exons: 9
Coding region: 206-1258 (350 amino acids)
Biological process (GO): galactose metabolic process; rRNA processing
Cellular component (GO): cytosol
Molecular function (GO): RNA binding; UDP-glucose 4-epimerase activity
Source: RefSeq, a predicted model, not a curated record